This is a messenger RNA of Adineta steineri, 1739 nucleotides long. NCBI's taxonomy places the organism in Eukaryota, Metazoa, Rotifera, Eurotatoria, Adinetida, Adinetidae. The record is from the annotation of a GenBank genome assembly.
UAAAAUUCGUUCAUCCGGUGUUUCAAAUAAUAAAGUGAAUAGACGAAAGAAUUUUAUUAAUUAUUAAUUUCGUUUUCAUUAAAUAGAAUAGUUGUAUAAAUAUUAACAUAUCACCUCAAAGUACUGGUCAUGAAUUAGAACAAUUAAUUCAAGAAAAACUUAAUCUACAUGAUCAAAAUAUAAAGAUGAUUUGUUCGGGUCGUAUGAUUCAACUUAAUGAACAAUUACAAACACAAAAUAUUCGUACGAAUGGAACGAUCUUAGUUAUCGCUGUACCAAAAUCAGCUAUUGCUGCAACAACAUCUGAUAUUCAAACUUUGAAUUUAAUUCAAGCUGUUAAAGAAGCAACAAAUAUUUUACAUGAAAAUUCUCGUCAAGCAGCAAAUUCUAAUCGUUAUCAAUUACGUAUAACUGAUCAACAAGGACGUGAAUUAACAGCAUUAUCUGAUGAUGAACAACAUUCAUUAAUGUUAGCAAUGACAUUACAUGAAAAAGGUCGUUCAUUUCUUCGACAACGUGAUUAUUUAAGUGCAUUGGCAUUAUUUAGUGAAGCUGAUAAUGAAUUUCGACAAUGUUCAUCACAGAUGCUUAAUUCUGUUGAUAAUUGGGGUCUACUCAAUUUGGAUAUUGUAUGGUGUUAUCUUUGUAUGCAAAAUGUUAAUGAUUUACAAGAUGCUGCUGAACGAUUAAUGAAAUGUGAUACAUGUUUUGUUAAAGUUUAUGGUAAUUCAUUUCAACGUCUUAAAGCUUUACAAAAAGAUGGAAUGGGUCAUAUGGUAUUAUUCGUUCGAUUACAUUUAUUACAGGCUAUUGUAGCUUAUCAUGCUGGUCGUAAAACUGAUGCAAAAAAUUUUCUUGGUAUGGCUGAAGAAGAAGCACGAAUGAUGCGUAUUGAUCCAGAGAAAUUAACUCAAAUUAUGCUAAUGGGUUAUACAACAAAAGAAGCUCGACGAGGUUUACGAAGUGCACAAGGUAAUAUUGAUCAAGCUGUUGAAUUUAUUAUUGAGAAUCGACGUUUACGAGAAGAACGUCAUCGCGAAGAAGAAGCUCGAGAAGAAGAAGAACGUAUACAAAGGCGCUAUGGACAUACUGAAAAUGGACAAAAAAUAAAUAUAACGUAUUUACAACAAUUACAAUCAAUGGGAUAUCCUCGUCGAGCUUGUGUUGAAGCAUUAAAACAAUCCAAUAAUCGUUUAGAAGAAGCUAGUGAAAUGUUACUUACCAAUCUUGAUACUCUUAUCACGGCUAGUAGAGUAGCAAAAAGAGAUAAUGAAGAUGAUGAUGAUCAAGAAACAGAAUUAAUGGAAGAUGCUACACAUAUACCUCAAUUAAUAGCAUUAGGAGCUGAAUUUGAAGAGGCACGUGCUCUAUUAGAAAUUCAUGGAAAUCGAUUAGAACGUGCAGUUGAAGAAUUAUUACAAAAAACUCAGGAUUCAUAUGAAACAAUGCACGAACACGAUGACCCUAGUCUAUUUGCACGCGCACGAACAGCAGUUGAGAAACGAAUGGCUAAAAAGAUUCGAUUAGAUGAACAAAGUGCUGCUGAUCAACAACGUCGUACUACACUUGAAACGAUUGUACCUGAUUUAUUACGUAGUAGUAUGGAAACAGAUGAUACAAACACGGAUAGUCAAACAAAUAAUGGCGGAUCAGAUGAUUAUCUUGAUUUAUUAUUAGAUGAAGAGGAAACAUUUAUUCGUGACUAUCGGCAACGAUUAGUUGAUGAUGGUUUUUGGUAA